AGUUUUCAUUUAUGUCUAAUCAAUUAAAUAACUUGGUAAAUUAUACUAGUACAUACAAAGGCACUCAAGCAACUAAAAACCUUAGAUGUAGACAGUUGAAUAUAUUGAUAUCUUAUUUAAAAAAAAAAAAAAAUUCUGGGUGUGUCAGUAAAAGCAGCUCCAUUACCCCAUAAGCAAUAUAACAGGUUAUAUGGGUAGGAAGCUGUCCCGCCCCCAAUCUUAUUCACUCUAGCUUUCAGCACUUCUGCAACUCAGUGAGCCUUUCACAUCUGCAUAGCUGACCAUGCUGUAGAUUGCUGAAAGCAAUAGGUCAGUUGCUUCUUUCAUUUGUGUAUUGCAUAGGCUUUUCAUAGAUGAUAUAACACCUGACAAAAUGAUUUCCGAGUCACCCGGUUCGGAUGAUGAAACAGAUUCGGCUGCUCGAGGCACAUAUCCCCCCAUAUUUUCAAAACCUAUGGACUCAAACAUUACAGUAUGUGAUAGCAGUAAAUGUGAGAACAUUAAUUCGCCCACAGAGGAGGUGGCCAUCUGCUUGUUGUCACAAUACAAUAACAGUCAAAAUGGAUACAAAGCAUCUUCACAUUCUUUAAAUGCAACAGAAAUCAAAAAGCAAAUGAUAUUCAAUGCUGUUUCUGAAGGAGACAAAGUGUCAUUAAAGAGACUUCUCAAAGAAGUAAAGGAAAUGACUGGAUUUACAGAUAAAUCUACUCAAGAUUUUCUUAUGCACAAACUAACAUACAAGGACACAGGAAAAACCUGCCUGAUGAAAGCAUUACUGAACAUCAAUGAAAGCACUCUUGAAAUAGUGUGUAUUCUGCUAACAUAUGCUGAGGAGAAUAGAUUCUUGGAACAAUUAAUUAAUGCUGAAUAUACUGAAGAAAAUUACAAAGGUCAAACCGCAUUACAUAUAGCAAUUGAAAGACGACAAACUGACAUUGUAAAGUGCUUAAUCGACAAAGGUGCUAAAGUAAAUGUAUGUGCCCGUGGUCAUUUCUUCAGUCCUAAAACCAAGAACAAAGGGUUUUAUUUUGGUGAAACUCCACUGGCUCUAGCUGCAUGUACCAAUCAGCCAAAGGUGGUUGAUCUGCUUAUUGAGAACAGUGAGACCAAUGUCAGCAGCCAGGACUCUUUUGGAAACACUGUGCUCCAUGCUCUGGUCACUGUGACAGAUAAUUCAGAAGUUGUCAACACUUUCAUGAUAAAUAUGUAUGAUAAAAUCAUACGCAAAUGUAAAAACAAGUCCAUUGAGAGUAUUAAAAAUAAUAAAGGCCUCACACCACUGCAACUAGCAGCAAAGAAGGGGAAAAUGGAGGUACUUAAAUAUAUUCUCAGUAGAGAAAUAAAAGAGACAGAAAACAGGGUAUUGUCCAGAAAGUUUACAGACUGGGCGUAUGGUCCUUUCUCCUCCACUCUAUAUGAUUUGAAAGAUGUUGAUACUUGUUCACAAAACUCAGUACUUAAAAUUGUGGUCUACAAUACAAACAUUGAUAACCGCCAUGAAAUUUUGGCAUUGCAACCCCUUCAAGCUCUACUUCAGUUUAAAUGGGAACAUUUUGCAAGAUACAUGCUCUUAAUCUCUUUUAUUUUUAACUUUGCUUUUAAUAUUGUUUUUACUCUUAUCUACUACCGACCACGUGGAAAUCAGGCUUUCGCUUCAUUGAACUUAUCUAGCUCCAGUGGGAUCUUUCAUCUCUUUGCACAUGUGUUUAUUAUCAUUAGUGCCACAUACAGAGUUAUUCAUGAGGGUGCAGCAAUCUUUUGGGUGAAGCCCUCAGACCUGAAGUCUGUUGUAUCCGAUGCUUGGUUCCAUAUUCUGUUUUUCAUACAUGCGGUCCUGGUUAUGUUAUCUGUUUUCUGUUAUAUAUUUGGAGCACAAGAAUAUCUGGCAUUUUAUGUCAUAGCCAUGGCGAUUGGAUGGUCAAACGUGCUAUAUUACACAAGAGGAUUUCAGUCCCUGGGAAUCUACAGCGUUAUGAUACAGAAUGCAAUUUUGAAUGAUGUCUUAAAGUUUUUAUUAGUAUAUGUUCUCUUCUUACUUGGAUUUGGCAUAGCCCUUGCUUCUUUAAUUGAACACUGCAGUGAUGGUAAUGAGUGCAGUGCUUAUAAUGGUUUCAGAAAGGCUGUCAUGGAACUGUUUAAGCUCACCAUUGGCUUAGGGGACCUGGAGUUGCAGCAAGACUCAAAAUAUCCAGUCCUAUUUAUGAUUCUUCUGAUUAUUUAUGUCAUACUAACUUUUGUGCUUCUUCUAAACAUGCUUAUUGCAUUAAUGGGAGAAACCGUGGAUAACAUAAGUAAGCAAAGCAAGAACAUUUGGAAACUUCAGAGAGCUAGAACUAUACUAACAUUCGAAAAAAGUUUGCCAGUCUGCAUAAGGGAUAUGUUUAAACUUGGUGAGACAUACAAAGUUUCAGAAAAUGACAAAAGGAUAUGUUUAAGAAUAAAUGAAGUUAAAUGGACUAAAUGGCACAAUGAAGUCACCACGAUACAUGAAGAGUCGGGACUCACAAAGUUACACGGAACAGGGAACAUGACUGGCAUCGAUGAAGCAGAUGACUGUGCAGAGGACGAAUUGAUAGAGACUGUGCUCUAAUAUUAUUAUGGCACUGUGAGCCAUUAAUGAACUGACACCAUAAGGCAGCACUUUUCCGUUUAGUGACAAAACAUGACAAGAAGCAUCAUGGCAUCACUCGCAGCAUACAGCUAUCCAGUCACUCCAAGGUCCAGCUCAACAGUGUCUCUACCUGGCAAUGGUCCAUUGUGCAAGCACAACUGAGCUCUGCCUGUAACAACACCUAACUGCAGCAUGUUGCAUGAAGCCUCCAGUAAGCAACUUGUCAUCUUACAUUUUCCAUCCAUACAUGUGAAAGAAAUCAAAUGGGACAUAUCAAUGUUUUGCUUCAAAUUCACAUGUGUACAGUAUAUUUUGGGGAUGCCUAAAUAACCAGCUGCGAUACGUCCGAGAUUUUUAGUUACACAGAUAUUAAACUUCUGAAAUCUGUUCUCCACAUUACUCCUGUCUUAAAAUGAUUUUGCUUUAAAACAAUCAGAUCAAUGGAUAAAGGGCUGCACUAACACAGGUUCGUUACCUACAGGUCACUUGUGUUCUAGACUGUUCAAAUAUGAAACAUGAGUAAAAUGUCUACCCUGUUGGAAGUUAUACGAUACUGAUUGUAAUGUGAAAAUCCAUGGAUGAGUAACACAGGUUAUAUAACACAACUUUGGUCACAAAAAGUACACUUGGAAUUUCGCGACAAUCCUUUGUACACCUGUAUACUUUAUGUAUAUUUAUUAUACUUGCUUUUUUUUUUUGUUAACGCAAAACAUACAGUAAGUGUACAGUAUGUCAUAACUGUUGUACUACCUCAAAAUGUCUUAAGAUGUGAAGUAUUGUAAUAAAAAAUAU
Messenger RNA from Pseudophryne corroboree (corroboree frog), 3403 nucleotides. Its product is annotated as transient receptor potential cation channel subfamily V member 3-like. Gene Ontology annotation, cellular component: plasma membrane; cilium. Gene Ontology annotation, molecular function: calcium channel activity; protein binding. Lineage: Eukaryota; Metazoa; Chordata; Amphibia; Anura; Myobatrachidae. Gene Ontology annotation, biological process: actin filament organization; osmosensory signaling pathway; calcium ion import across plasma membrane. The record is from RefSeq and is a predicted model, not a curated record. The transcript has 16 exons. The coding region runs from base 374 to 2590 and encodes 738 amino acids.